Molecule: messenger RNA, 1087 nt
Organism: Wasmannia auropunctata (little fire ant)
Lineage: Eukaryota; Metazoa; Arthropoda; Insecta; Hymenoptera; Formicidae
Product: flavin reductase (NADPH)-like
Exons: 5
Coding region: 180-905 (241 amino acids)
Molecular function (GO): metal ion binding
Source: RefSeq, a predicted model, not a curated record
ACGGUCAGAAAACAAGCGAGAGGGCAAAAAAUUAGAGAGAGACGCUUGCAAACUAAGCCCACCAUGCUAUCCCUUCCACCAUGGCUGAAACCCAUGUGUAAUCUUUCCACCAUGCUGAAACCAGACAUUAGACUGCAUUAGACAAACCAGUUCAUCGUCGGUCACAGUAAAUCGCGAGCAUGUCCGCCGUGGUGAAAGGGAUAGCACUCACCAUGAUAUCCGGUCUCAGGAUCCUUUCUGCCGCGAUAACGCGUAUUGCGCACGUGAUGGGAAUUUGGCACGAGAUGAAGAAGCGAAUCGUGAUAUUCGGCGGCACCGGCGACACCGGCCUCUGCUCUCUGAGAACCGCCGUGGAAAAGGGUUUGGAGGUGAGAGCUUUUGUAAGAGACAAAGCCGAGAUUCCUGAGGAUCUUAGUAACAAAGUCGAAGCAAUUGUUGGAGAUGUCACUAAUGCGAAGGAGGUUGCAGAUGCGAUAGCUGGUACAGAUUUCGUCGUGGUAGUACGCAAUACCAGGACUGACGUGGCCCCUACUAACAUGCUACCUCAAGGCAUGAAGAACAUAGUGGAUGCCAUGAAAGCGCAUAGUGUCAAGCUGAUCUCCGUGUGCAUAAAAGCAUAUCUAUUCUACAAAUGUAAAAUACCACGUAAUCAAUUGCAAGAAAUUAAUUCGGACAUAGAUCAUCUGGAAAUGUUAGAAAUAAUCAAAUCGAGUGGCUUAAAAUGGGUGGUGAUAAUGCCAAUGCACAUUGCAGACAGACCAAAGUCCGAGUAUAAAAUCGUAUUCGAGUCUGGGCCAGUUCCAUCAAAUUAUAUCUCCAAACACGACCUUGGUGCGAGUCUCGUCGAAUGUCUCGAGGAUCCAAAAUAUUACGAAAAGGUCUGCACCAUCGGGAACGUUUUAUGAUGUGGAAUGUAGGGAUGUAUAAAUAAUAAGAUGCAUGUAUUUCUAUUUCUAAAAUAAACAUGGUGGAAAAAUAAAUAUGUAUAUAUUUUAUCUAAAUAUCGUUAUCACGUUCGACAAGUUUGGCAUUUAUGCAAUUGACGCGAAAUUGCACGAGUUGGAUGGAAGAAAGCAAGCGUAUAAAG